AUCCUUCUCACCACUUCUACAUCAGACAAGCUCCUGUUUCGAGCGUCUUAUCCGAGAUGGAGAAGCUGGUGGCGAAACACAAGAAGAUCCUGUCGGCCUUUCUGCCAAAAGCUGCAUCGACUGCUGUACUGAGUUUCCAAGUAAGCCCACCGAUAAGCCCCGUGGGUAAAGCAUCUUCGUCCUCCACUUCUCCCAUCGCCGUAUCCUUGUUUCCAAAGGAAGCUCCGAGGAAGUCCAAGAAUGGAAGCUUCGAUGCACGUGAGCCAGCGUCCCCAAAAGUUUCAUGCAUGGGCCAAAUCAAAAGCAAAAAGAAAAAGAAAAAACAAGGUGCUACCCAAUCUAAGGUGGCCUCUGCCUCGCAGGAAGAAGUGGAGGGGAAACGGGGAUUAAUUAAAGGGACAAAGCGUGGCGAUAAAGCUAGUGUUUCGGAUUCCCAGGCAAAGAUUGCCGAAGCUACAAAGGUUCCUUCACUUGGGAAGAUGAAGCAAUUCUCGAGCGCACGUGGCACGUUAUCGGAUUUCGAUUGGAGGGCUUGUGAUGCAGCACCUGGCAGCGUCACCAAUCCUUUGUACGAGGAAAAGGAAGGGAGAAGAGAAAAGGUUGAUGAGAAUGGAGUCGACGUAGUUGAAGAAAGAGGAAAAGCAAAGUUGUGGAAUAGAAGAACCACUGCACGUCUAACUCCACUUCAAUUGUAA
Messenger RNA from Hibiscus syriacus, 695 nucleotides. RefSeq lists its product as uncharacterized. The coding region runs from base 57 to 695 and encodes 212 amino acids. The record is from RefSeq and is a predicted model, not a curated record. The transcript has a single exon. NCBI's taxonomy places the organism in Eukaryota, Viridiplantae, Streptophyta, Magnoliopsida, Malvales, Malvaceae.